AUGAUAACACCACAGACUACAGAGAGCAGGUACGACUGCGUCACCCAGCGAGAGAACAAUGACCUCAGCUCGAGGACUGCGGCUGCGAACAGGAGGCACAGCUGCGAUGGCGCCAUCAGUCCAGGGUCGGGACCAGCACCGGGACGAGGCCCCGCUGAGUCUGACCGCUUCCAUCCGUACCGUCGACAGUUCAGCAACGGAUCAGUGACGGCCGCGGGUUGUCUCCAACAGUGCUCGUCUUCCUUCAGCUGUCUGCAGGAGAUGUGCAGCCCUGACACGGACAGCUCAAGUGGCGAGGCACCGACAUCCUGGGACCAGUACAAUGGCAGCUUUCAGAGUUCACACUCAGAACUGCCAGCUGCACCAGCAGAGCCUUCCUGCUUCCUGUCUCAAAGCUAUCCAUCCUACAGCUCAUCCAGCCCUCUACAACAGGUCUCAUCUAGACACUACCCUAACAACGACCAGUCCAACAGCUCCAAAUAUUCUCUCUCCACUGAAUCACACCAGGAGAGCACCACACACUCCCUCUUCCCCAAGCCCAUUUACUCAUACAGCAUCUUGAUCUUCAUGGCUCUGAAGAACAGUAAAACAGGAAGUUUGCCAGUCAGUGAGAUCUACAGCUUCAUGACUGAACACUUCCCCUAUUUCAAGACAGCUCCUGAUGGAUGGAAGAACUCUGUGCGUCACAACCUCUCCCUGAACAAGUGCUUUGUGAAGGUGGAGAACAAAAACGGGAACUCGUCCCGCAAAGGUUGUCUGUGGGCUCUCAACCCAGCCAAGGUGGAGAAGAUGCAGGAUGAGGUGCACAAGUGGCGUCGCAAGGACCCCCUUACUGUUCGCAGGAGCAUGGCGAAGCCAGAAUGCCUUGACCGUCUACUGGGGGAGAGACCGGACAAGCUCAGGUCUUUGCCACCUUACCCAAACCCAGCUUUGUUAUCCAGAGUGGCCCCUGUCUACACCACCACCCCAUCUUCUUGCCCCCCAGCCCAAGUUCAACCACCCUGCCAAGCCAUUCGGCCUCCACAGUACACACAUAUACAAUCUCAGCAGCCCUGCUACCUUCCCCCCGCUGCUGCUCACCCCAGCAACUCAUUUGCCAUGUACUCACCCUGUGGACAGCCAACAGCCAUUGGGAGCCUGAACUCGCCCAUGGUUGCUAAGAUGCCCCCUGCUUACAAUGUUGCCCUGCAGGCUGAGUACAGCGUUGGCCCCAGGAGCGUGCAGGACUUUCUGCUGGAGGGAGACGCCAGUUAUGACAUUGACACGCUCAACCCCAGUCUGACUGACCUGCAACUGCAAGGUAGCUUAUGGGAGGAGUUGAGGGAGGACAGUCUGGUUUCUGAUCCACAAGACACCACCACGACCCCGACCACUACCUCUGCCCUGCAGGACCACCACGUCCAGACCAGCUGCCUGCAGAUCAUACCUCCUCCUCCUGCUGGUCGACGAAAAGUAGACUAUGAGGUCGAAAACACAGACUGUGGAAGAAACUUAGAGCAACUUGGCUGUUUGAAUGGGCUGCAUCCUGUGGUAUAUUCAGGGGUGGAGAGUCUGGCUGGGUAUCUGACCUCAUGUACCACAUCCAUCUCCCUAAUGUAA
Chelmon rostratus (copperband butterflyfish) is the source of this 1599-nucleotide messenger RNA. It is a transcript of the gene foxn1, whose product is annotated as forkhead box N1. NCBI's taxonomy places the organism in Eukaryota, Metazoa, Chordata, Actinopteri, Chaetodontiformes, Chaetodontidae. The transcript has 7 exons. Gene Ontology annotation, biological process: regulation of transcription by RNA polymerase II. Gene Ontology annotation, molecular function: DNA-binding transcription factor activity, RNA polymerase II-specific; transcription cis-regulatory region binding. Bases 1 to 1599 code for a protein of 532 amino acids. The record is from RefSeq and is a predicted model, not a curated record.